AGCCAAGAUAGUAUUAGAUGGUGCCCUUCUUUAUAUUACUUCGGUACGGCCAGACCAGCGGUAGAACGCGCCCAAUGGAUUCUGAAAUAGAAGUGCGAGGAGUCAGGUGGGCGGAGAGGACGGAAAAAUGCGCCCAAUGAUGGGGUUCCACAUCCCCCUUCUGCUACUACUUUCAUGCGCUUCCUGUAGAGUCAAAGUUACGAAACUUUGCGGAAGAUACUCUUUUCCUUGCCUUCUAUAUGUCUCCUCCUCAAGACGUUUUGCAGCUCGGGGUCUGCCAAGAAAGAGUCGCGGGUAUGGAAGGUGACGAUAGGCAGCGCAGCAUGUAAUGUGACGGUUUGUUGUCGGCAGAGCUUAAGGUAGAGGAUUGGAAAGUAGUGUAGAUAUGCAAAGAUGA
Messenger RNA from Cryptococcus deneoformans JEC21, 397 nucleotides. RefSeq lists its product as hypothetical. The record is from RefSeq and is a predicted model, not a curated record. NCBI's taxonomy places the organism in Eukaryota, Fungi, Basidiomycota, Tremellomycetes, Tremellales, Cryptococcaceae. The transcript has a single exon. The coding region runs from base 128 to 307 and encodes 59 amino acids.